Syngnathus acus (greater pipefish) is the source of this 4117-nucleotide messenger RNA. It is a transcript of the gene cep85, whose product is annotated as centrosomal protein 85. Lineage: Eukaryota; Metazoa; Chordata; Actinopteri; Syngnathiformes; Syngnathidae. The coding region runs from base 528 to 2633 and encodes 701 amino acids. Gene Ontology annotation, cellular component: centrosome. The record is from RefSeq and is a predicted model, not a curated record. The transcript has 12 exons.
UCGUGGAUUCUGAAAGUUAAAUCAAUUGGCAUUCUAUCUUUUAUUUAUUUUUGAGGACGACGCGGUUUAAGACAUUUAGAUGCGAAUGUGAGCAUGUGAUGAGUGAGUGGGAGGCGGAAAGGUGCUUAAAUAAGCGUCACCCACAGAUCACUCUGUAACUUGAGAGGUGGGCUAUAAAUACCCCUAACCUUUCCUGUGUUUGCCUAGUUCGAUGCGUUUGCUCAGUGUUUGGGCACAGGCUGAUUGAGGACAAUACUUCUUUAGGCGCAAGACCGACCCCGCUGCGUCGCCGUCAGCUCGCGUGAUUCACUGUCGCUGAGAAAUGCAAGCCUCGGACGUCUUUGUGGAUUUAAAGGGUCCCGCCGCUCAGCUCGGCUCAGCGAUACAAUGCGACUAAUGUGCUUGUCGUCUCCUUGUGACUCUCUGUUUUCGAGACUCGAACGGGUCUUAGAGAUUUCUGCAGCUCCAGGAGCAGCCCCUCUUUCCAGCCCAUUCGCAGUCAGAUCCCCAUACCGACGGCACAUGUCAUGCCAUCCACGGCUGGAGCCCUGGCCUCCAAGUCCCAGGCAAGCGUUCAGGAAGAGUCCAGAUCUUCGUCCACCUCCAGAACAUCAAGUGGCUCCGCCUCCAAAUCGUCCUGUCUCUCUAAAUCCGCAUCAUCACCCAACCUGGACGCUCAGCCCGCUACGGGGAGCGAGCCCGCCGGGCCAAAGCCGGACUGCUUGAGCCGCUACCGAAGCUUGGUCAACGGGCUGGACCACUCGCUUUUCCCCACGGAUCACACACGGAUGGACGACGGCCAGAGGUUUGACACUCCUGCCGUGGAACCCACCCUGAACCAGUCCGCCUUGUUGGGGGGUCUAUGCCCUGAUGUCAGACUCCGAUUACAGACUACAGGGAUUAGAGAGAACUUAGACAUUGCGUCUGAGCUUUAUAGAGGAGCCACGGAUCACAACUAUAAAUCACUCCCGGUGAGCAGGCCUGCAGUUUCCCUCCCCGGAGUUACCGUCCCCAACGACCUGUCCAAUCCCAAAUCCGGCCAUGCUGCUGCUGUUUAUGCCAGCCCGCUUCACUUUUUGAGGGACCACACGGGCGCCAAAGCGUACGAUCCAAUACACCAGGACCGCUGUGGUAAAAUAUUAGGCUGGCAGCAGCAGCAGCAGCAACAACAACAGAUGGACAGCAUACGCAUGCAGAUGGAACAAAUGCAGUUGAACGCCGGGGUGAGCCAGUACACGUCUUUGUACCCCCCAGCCAUGCACUCGGAGUCUGGCAAGUGGGACGCGCUGGUGAAAGCCAGUGAAGGUCUGCUAAAGGAGAAGGAGCUUAUAAUAGAGCGACAAAGGCAGCACGUUUCUCAGUUGGAGCAGCGUCUGAGGGAAAGUGAGCUGCAGGUCCACGGGGCCUUCUUGGGCCGCGGCGCUCCCUUCGGGGAUAUGUGUUUACUGCGCCUUCAGGAAGCUCAGAGGGAGAACACGUUCCUGAGGGCACAAUUUGCCGAGCGCACCGACUGCGCCGCCAUGGAGAAGGCGGAAGCCGAGCGCAGGCUGGGCGCGGUGGAAGCCGAGACGCGCCGCCUGACUGACAGCCUGAAGGAGACGUGCGAGAAGCACGCGGAGGAGAUGAAGAAACAGGAAGACAGGAUUAAAUCUCGAGACAAGCAUAUCAACAACCUGAAGAAGAAAUGUCAGAGAGAGUCGGAGCAGAAACGAGAGAAUCAACAGCGCAUUGAGACUCUGGAACGCUAUCUGGCCGACCUUCCAACUUUAGAGGACUACCAGAGCCAGAACAAAGAGCUUCAGGAGGCCGAGCAGCAGGCAGCUCGGCUACAAGAGAAAGUCAAAGAGCUGGAGGCCUCUUUAGAGGCAACGCGCACACAACUUCAUGAAAAGAACACACAGUCGGAGGAGCAGAAACGAAAGGAGAGAGAUCUGCUGACCACCAUUACGGAUAUGCAGCAGCGGGUGCAGCAGGGCCUUGAAGAUGGAGCCCGACUGCCCUCUCUGGACAUCGAGAAGCUCAGAGGAGAGAAUAAUACUUUACGGGAGGAGCAUCAAAAACUCAAGAAGGUUAUUGAGAAACAACAUAGGAUGAUGGAGCAACUCGGUUCCCAGAUUAAGGCUUUGGAAGUGCAGAUAUCCCAGGAAGAGAACUCUUCUCAAGCUCUACGAGACGAUGUGUUGGCCAAAGAGGAAAGCAUGUCGGAGCUCCACGUAGCCAUGAAAAAGCUCGCUUCCCAAAACCAGGAACUGAUGGAGCGGAAUCUAACUCUGCAAGAGCAGAUGAGCGAGUUAGAGAAGAGCGCCAACGAGGCCUCCUCGACUCUGGAGCCGUCCGGUGCUCACCUGACUCAGAAGCUUCACAAGGAGCUCUCCUCCUGCCUCAGCGACCUGCGCUCCGUGUGCAGCAUUUUGACCCAGAGGGCUCAGGGACAAAACCCCAACCUCUCCCUGCUGCUGGGUAUCACAUCACCCAUACCGAUGGCAGAGCACGACGAGGACUGGAUCAGUCCAGAGGUGCUACACAAGAAGCUGGUGGAAGCGCAGCAGCUCCGCCGUGACGUGGAGGAGUUGCGUAAUCUAAUACUGGACCGCUACGCACAGGACAUGGGCGAAAACUGCAUCACGCAAUAGCUUUGCCCCGUUUCACCUCAGGAGCAUCGAUAUCGGGCUUGACUUUCGAGCCUAGUUACUGAAUGUCAGGAUGUGGAGCGGGUUUUAUAUUUCAUGGACAGCGGAAAGCCAAAACGAUUUGGCUUCUUUUGACUGACUACGUCACAAUUAGAGCCUGCCUGUCGCACAGUCUUCCCAUCCUACUGUUGAGUUCAACUAUUUCAGUCCAAGGGCUAACAGAAAAUAAUUUACCUCUAAUACUUGAUCGUGGAAUAUUGUUUUAUUUUUUUAAUGUGAUAUAGAUAUACUAUCACUUACCAAACAGUCUUAAACCUUUUUUCACUCAAGCGGGAUAGAGUUGUGUGUGUGUGUGUGUUGAAGUCCCAGAAAUAUAAUUUAUUGAACUCUCAAUUUCCCCUCUUUGGAGGGGGGGAAAAGAUCCAAGAAGCGGUUGACAAUCAACUGGAAAUAUUGUUCUUUCAUGGAGAUGUUGCCACCAUGCCAUUAUUUGAAAUGGUUACAAGUGAAACAUCUGCUGUGUUGCGAGGUAGAAGACUUUGUACCAAACCAGCGAUCUACACCAUCGGGCCUUCUCCGUCUGUUCAACGUACCAAAGAAAGCUGGUUGUGCAAAGUUGGAAUGUUUUCAGCCCCCCUCUUGCCCAAUCCAUGUCCAACCUCUGCUGUAGACCUGGUUCUCACUGAACACCAACAGGUGCCUUUCUUACGCAUUUGCGGUUAUGCUUGUCAUUCUUUUUAGACCAAUCCGAGGCUGCUCACAGCUCACUCUUCCAGUAUGACAUUUCUCCCCGAGCAUCAGCCACUAGGAUGAUAGUCCAUACAUUCCCUGACUCUGAAUGUAGGAGAUGAUGUAGGAUGUUAGCUCGCUCUGCUAGGCGUGUGCUAGCUCUAUAUUAGUCCUUGUAUAGCUGUUGCCAUGUACAUUUAAAGGUUGAUUAUGGCUGACUCAUUAGAUAGAUUUGAGUGAGAAACAGUAUUGACCUUCAGUAUUAAUUUAUUGGACGGUGUGAACAUGUGGGCCUCCUUAUAUGUUGCUGUAAUGAUUCGCUUGACAUUAAUAAUGUGCAAAGGUUCCAUGAAGUGUGUGUUGUGUUUCCACAUUAUGACCUGACAUGUGACCAGUUCGAUUGGAUGUUAGUUCAGGAUUGUUUUAAUUCUGUGUGAUGAGAAAUAGGGCUGACUGAAUCUUCCCCAAAGUGAAUAUUUUUACACAUUUUUCCCUGACAUGGAGCAAGCCAUUUCAAGAAGACUUUAAAGGGAAUGUAAAGGAGCUUUUCAUACAAUAUUUGCAAUGCAAUAAUUACCCAGGACACAAGCCAUUUCAUGGGACCUAGUAACCCUAAAUUGCACAAAAAUUGAAAGUCAGGCUUUGCAUGCCUUAACAUCUCGAAAGUUUUUUCAAAAGGGAAAUUGUUUAUAUGGUCAUACAGUUUGUCCUUUGUAUUGCCCUAUUUUAGAAAUAAAGAAGUUCAAUUUUGGCCUUUU